Messenger RNA from Dinoponera quadriceps, 881 nucleotides. It is a transcript of the gene RpL18, whose product is annotated as 60S ribosomal protein L18. The transcript has 5 exons. The record is from RefSeq and is a predicted model, not a curated record. Gene Ontology annotation, cellular component: ribosome; cytosolic large ribosomal subunit. Gene Ontology annotation, biological process: translation. The coding region runs from base 1 to 744 and encodes 247 amino acids. Lineage: Eukaryota; Metazoa; Arthropoda; Insecta; Hymenoptera; Formicidae. Gene Ontology annotation, molecular function: structural constituent of ribosome; RNA binding.
AUGCAAAAAACUGAUCACGGGCUUAAUGUAAUAUGGUGCAGAAAGUGCAGCUGCAAGGAUAUUUGUUCAAGCACAGUUGAAGGAAGUUGCAGCGCCAUCUCGGUUAGUGUCGCCCUUUACUGUUCUUCUCUUUGCUGCGUGUUUGAGAGCGUUCGGGCUCCUUUCCGGUUUAUCAAGAUGGGUAUCGAUAUUAACCAUAAGCAUGACAGGAAGGUUCGACGAACGGAACCGAAGUCCCAGGAUGUGUAUUUACGUCUUCUGGUCAAAUUAUACAGAUUCUUGGCUAGAAGGACGAAUUCUAAAUUCAACAAGAUCAUUUUGAAGCGUCUCUUCAUGAGCAAGAUCAACAAGCCGCCAAUCUCCCUUGCACGUAUCGUACGACUGAUGAGCAAACCUCACCGUGAGAACUCUAUCGCAGUGGUAGUCGGUACCAUCACGGAUGAUGCCAGGAUCUUCGAGAUCCCGAAAUUGACGGUAUGCGCGUUGCGCGUGACCGAGAAGGCAAGAGGUCGCAUCCUGAAGGCCGGUGGUGAACUGAUAACGUUCGACCAGCUGGCGUUACGCGCCCCGACCGGCAAGCGCACGGUGCUGCUGCAGGGGCCGCGUAAGGCGCGGGAGGCGCAGAAGCACUUCGGGCCGGCGCCCGGUGUGCCGCAUUCGCACACGAAGCCGUUGGUGCGGUCGAAGGGCCGCAAGUUCGAGCGGGCGAGAGGCCGCAGGCGUAGCUGCGGUUACAAAAAAUAAGGUCUAUACCAGCGUCAUCAUUUGUUUCACCAUUCGACUCGUCGUCUGAAUACCUUACGAUAAACGGACGUUCCCUCCGUUGCAGUUUUUUUCACCUCAGCUGAGUGGCUGGGAAAUAAAUGUUGGCUUAAUAACAA